AUGAACCACGAUAGCGUAGAUGACAUCGGAAAAGCUUCAACUUUGUUGCAAGCUCUUGUCAAAGACUUGCGUCAAAAUCAAAGCAAUGAGGAACGUGUGAUAGCUUUGGCUGAUCGUAUAACUAACUUGACGAACAGAAUGCAUCAAUUGUCGUUUGAUAGAACUGAAAAUAACGCAGCGUUGAUUCAGACUCACAGCUGCGCUGUCACAAUGUGGAAUAUUGCUGUGGCAAUGAAGACUGGUGGCGGACAAAGUGGAACAACUUACAACGCAAAAUUGCGGCAUGCAGCUUGUAAGCUGUCAUUUUUGGCUAAUGCUACUGAAACGAGUGAAGUCACCUUUAGGAAACAGUUAGUGAUGACCACAAAAACAGGGAGAGCUUGGCUGGAUUGUCAGAAUCCAACCAUGGCAGAGGAAUCGCUUGCCUUAGCAUCUGAGGCAACCACUCUGGAAUCAUUAGAAUUUUUUCUACUUUUUGCAAAGAGUAUUACCCUGGCAGAACUAUGCUACAACUUUGGUGUUGAUACAUACUACAGGGAGGAAUAUGACAGUUGUAUUGCCUGGCUCAGGAAAAGCUAUGAUCUUAGAAAAGGGAACAAUCCUUUUGGGGCUAAGAAAGAGCAGGCAACUACUCUGCGCCUUAUGGCUAACGCAUACCUUGACUGGGACUCUAAACAACACUGGCAGCUGGCUCUUAAUGCAGUUGAUCUUGCAAACUCUGAGUAUGCACAUCCAGCUGGUCUCUAUCUAAAGGCCAAGCUGCUUAUCAUGGGUGACGGAGAUGAAACUUGUCCAUCUUCGAGAUUGGAUUCAGUCUUUGAGGAAACUCUUCAGCAUCCUGACUUGAAGGUGGACCUUGGGUUGUGUGCAGUAAAUCUUGCUGUCCAACACAAAAGAAAACAAUCCUGUGACAUCAGGGUUAUAACUUAUUAUUAUGUUUUAACCGGCAGGAUAGAGUUGGCUUUUGACUGCUUGAAAAUACUGGCAUCUCGGUUCAAAAAUUCUCCUGACCUUUACAAAAUUCAGCUGGAGCACUUAGAACUUCUCCUAAAAAACAAGCAGGAUGAAGCUGCAAAAGAACUUAUUGAAAAGUGCAUCGUUGGUGAAUCAACUGGAAAAUCUCUUGAUUCUGAGAUGUGUCAAAGAUUCCACAUUACUUUAUGGGAAAAGGCUGCUGCUGCUUACGAGAGGAACAAAUGUUCCUGUUACAUGAAUCUUCAGGAUUACGAGAAGGCGAAAGAAGCUAUAGCAGAAGCCGAGCAAAGUGAUCCAGAAAGCCCAGUUAUUUACUUUUACAAGUUUAAAAUUGCCCUCAUGGAAGGAGAAGAUGACAUUGCUGUAGAUGCAAUGACAAAGAUGAGUGAAGUUGGCUCAAGGCAAGAUAAAAACAUCACAGAAACGGAUGCUCACGGGUUGAUGUGUCUUGCUGCGCAGUUGGCUCUAGAGCAAAAGAACCAUAAGGUAGCCGUCAGUGCGCUGGAAAAAGUUGUAGCUACAAGCAGUGACAAUCAACAAGUUCUUACGUCACUGAGGUACACUGAAGUAAAGAACUUACUCAAUUUUACCUUCUUGUGCCUGACAAGGUUGAAGCUUACAACGCAGUCCACAGAUUCAGGGAAAAGGAAAGAAGGCAGCAGUUUUCUUCGUUACCUAGAGAUCGAUGUGUUAAUGUUUUUUGUACUUAUUUGGUCAGCUCUGGGUCGUUUGAAUAAAAUGCAACAAGUGGGCAGUUCUAAUGUGCAAACAGAGGCCACCUGGUUUAUGAAAAUCGGUGAGCUUGUGAUACUGUUUUCUUGCUUCUGUCCCAUGGAAUCAACUAACUUGAUUCGUCAGAAAAAUUGCCUCGUUAUGGCAGCUGCAUCUGCAGUUCAAGCAGCAAGAGAACAAAGUAACAGAGAAGGGAAGAAUAAGCUAUUGAGGCAGUGUGUGGAACAUGUUGAGGCUUGCCGUGAUCUACGUAGAAAGAUAGGGAUUGGAGGGUCAAGCAGCAGUCAGAAAGAUGAGUCAGUGGUACUGUUGACAUUGUAUGAGUUCGAGGCAAAGGCACAAUUAGGCGAUUCAGACCUGUCCUUGUGUCUCGAUACUGCGGAGGCCCUGCCACAUGCUGAUGCUAGCACUUUCGAAACUCUUGCUGGUAAAUUUUCUUGCUUCUGUCCCAUGGAAUCAACUAACUUGAUUCGUCAGAAAAAUUGCCUCGUUAUGGCAGCUGCAUCUGCAGUUCAAGCAGCAAGAGAACAAAGUAACAGAGAAGGGAAGAAUAAGCUAUUGAGGCAGUGUGUGGAACAUGUUGAGGCUUGCCGUGAUCUACGUAGAAAGAUAGGGAUUGGAGGGUCAAGCAGCAGUCAGAAAGAUGAGUCAGUGUUACUGUUGACAUUGUAUGAGUUCGAGGCAAAGGCACAAUUAGGCGAUUCAGACCUGUCCUUGUGUCUCGAUACUGCGGAGGCCCUGCCACAUGCUGAUGCUAGCACUUUCGAAACUCUUGCUGCUCUCGCAGUUGAACCGCCUGCCUACUACAGAGAAAUAAGCAUGAGAGCUUUGAAAGUUUCUAUCAAGAAACAUCUUGCCAUGGAUGUAGUUGACUUCACUAAAUUAAGCAAAGCGUUUCACAGUCUUGUACAUCACGCAUUGAGUAGUGGUAGCAGCAGUGACGCUGAAAGUAAAGAAGAGGCCUUAGCUGUUUACCAAGACAUUUGUGAAAUCAUUGAGAACCAGGCCAAGGGUUGCUAUCCUGAGAUUCAAAUCUUAUGGCUGAUGACAAAAGCAUGGAACUGUGGGAUAAACCUAUUCAGGUAUGAUAUCCACGUAUACUUGAACCAAGGUAAUAAGAAAAUAAUGCCAACAUCAAAAACCAAAAGAGAAACAGAGUGGCGUAUCUGCUGAUAACUUAAGGCUAAUAUGA
Messenger RNA from Orbicella faveolata, 2899 nucleotides. Its product is annotated as testis-expressed protein 11-like. Gene Ontology annotation, molecular function: protein binding. Gene Ontology annotation, biological process: meiotic cell cycle. NCBI's taxonomy places the organism in Eukaryota, Metazoa, Cnidaria, Anthozoa, Scleractinia, Merulinidae. The record is from RefSeq and is a predicted model, not a curated record.